UGUACGUUCCAGACGAGUGGGAGGUGGCCCGGGAGAAGAUCGUUCUGAACAGAGAGUUGGGUCAGGGAUCCUUCGGGAUGGUUUACGAAGGUUUAGCUAAAGGCGUGGUGAAAGACGAGUCAGAGACACGCGUCGCCAUCAAGACGGUCAACGAGUCGGCCAGCAUGAGGGAGAGGAUCGAGUUCCUGAACGAGGCCUCCGUCAUGAAGGAGUUCAACUGUCACCACGUGGUGCGUCUGCUGGGCGUUGUCUCUCAGGGCCAACCCACGCUGGUGAUCAUGGAGCUGAUGACCAAAGGAGAUCUGAAGAGUUACCUGCGCUCAAUGAGACCCAAAGACGUACUGAAGCAUUUAUAA
Molecule: messenger RNA, 356 nt
Organism: Notothenia coriiceps (black rockcod)
Lineage: Eukaryota; Metazoa; Chordata; Actinopteri; Perciformes; Nototheniidae
Product: insulin-like growth factor 1 receptor
Exons: 2
Biological process (GO): insulin-like growth factor receptor signaling pathway; protein phosphorylation; cellular response to glucose stimulus
Cellular component (GO): insulin receptor complex; axon; plasma membrane
Molecular function (GO): insulin receptor activity; insulin receptor substrate binding; ATP binding
Source: RefSeq, a predicted model, not a curated record